This is a messenger RNA of Cyphellophora attinorum, 1155 nucleotides long. RefSeq names its product Hydroxyacid oxidase 1. The record is from RefSeq and is a predicted model, not a curated record. The transcript has 2 exons. NCBI's taxonomy places the organism in Eukaryota, Fungi, Ascomycota, Eurotiomycetes, Chaetothyriales, Cyphellophoraceae. Bases 1 to 1155 code for a protein of 384 amino acids. Gene Ontology annotation, molecular function: oxidoreductase activity; FMN binding.
AUGCCUCCACCAAACAUCACACCCUCGGGCAAAGAGGAACCCGACUUACACUGCCUGACCAUCCGCGAGCUGGAACUCCUCUCACGCGACCGCAUGGACAAGCAGACUCGGGACUACUACAACGAAGGCGCCGACGACGGUACCACGCUCAACGAAAACCAGACAGCCUAUAACAAAUACCGGAUCCGGCCUCGCGUGCUCCGCGACAUCUCGGUCAUCGACACAUCCGUCAACAUCUUUGGCCAGAAGAACAGUGUGCCCAUCGGCGUCGCUCCCACCGCCAUGCAGCGGCUCGCGCACACGGAUGGCGAGGUCGCCACUGCACGAGCGUGCAAGUCGAUGAAUGUCAUCAUGGGCUUGUCCUCCUUCUCCACCUCUACCCUCGAGGAAGUAGCCGAGGCGAACGGCCCAAACGCCCGCAUCCGCAACCAAUUCAAGUUGCCUAACCACCUCAAGAUCGCCAACUUCCUCGCCCAAGAAGAAUCUGGCUCGGCGGAGGACCACAUGCACCCAUCCGAGUCCACUCCUUCCUCAGAUCCGAAGCACUGGGCCGAAACAUCCAAGCCCUACCCACAGAACAAGUCACCUUCCAAGGCUGGCUAUCACGACGGCACGCAGCGUGUCCUGCCAACUGGCCCCGUGACAUUCCACACACACGCCGCGAAUCCGACACUCAACUGGGAGGAGUCCAUCCCUUGGAUCCGCAACGAGGUCAAGGACUCGGAUAUGCAGGUCUGGGUCAAGGGCAUUGCGACUGCGGAAGACGCUCUGCUGGCGGUCCAUCAUGGCGUAGACGGCAUUGUUGUUUCGAAUCACGGCGGACGGCAGCUGAACGGUGCGCUCGCUACAUUGGAUGCGUUGCCUGAGGUGGUCGAGGCGGUGAAGGGUAAAGUCCCAAUUCACGUGGACGGCGGCAUCAGGCACGGGACGGACGUCUUCAAGGCGCUGGCACUUGGUGCGGACUUCGUUUGGAUCGGCCGUCCGGUGUUGUGGGGACUGGCGUACAAGGGCGAGCAAGGCGUGAGGCUGGCACUGCAGCUGCUGAGUGCGGAGUUCCGACUGUGCAUGGCGCUGGCCGGGGUGACGAAGGUACAGAAUAUUGGGAAGGAGUACUUGGUCAGGAUGAAUAGGGAUGGAUUUCCCAGCAAGCUGUGA